Molecule: messenger RNA, 1206 nt
Organism: Truncatella angustata
Lineage: Eukaryota; Fungi; Ascomycota; Sordariomycetes; Amphisphaeriales; Sporocadaceae
Exons: 3
Coding region: 1-1206 (401 amino acids)
Biological process (GO): biotin biosynthetic process
Cellular component (GO): mitochondrion
Molecular function (GO): biotin synthase activity; 2 iron, 2 sulfur cluster binding
Source: RefSeq, a predicted model, not a curated record
AUGUGGCAGGGGCCAACAGCUGCGCGGGAGCGCAGCGUUGCGAAUCAGAAGUCAGGAUUUAAGAGCAAGAGUACUCGCUCAUAUGCUGCGGUGGGGACGGAGCAGAGAGUCUGGACAAAACACUCAUUUGGCGAAACAAGUCAACCCAUUGAUGAGCCUGAAUCGGCCACGGUUCUGGCUCCAGCCAACAAUGAAGUCCUUCGGAGAGCUGUCACGGCGGCGCAGCCCAGGAACGAUUGGACUCGAGAAGAGAUUUCGCAAAUCUACCACGAACCGCUCAUGGAAUUGGUGCACCAAGCAAGCAACAUCCAUCGGCGCUUCCACAACCCCAGUGAAGUUCAGCUCUGCACGCUUAUGAAUAUCAAAACAGGCGGCUGCACCGAGGAUUGCAAGUAUUGUGCUCAGUCCACACGGUAUCAGAAAGGAACUGGACUGGAGGCCAAGAAAGUCGAGACUGUUGACUCGGUCCUUGAGGCCGCCCGCAUUGCCAAAGAAAAUGGCAGUACCAGGUUCUGCAUGGGUGCGGCCUGGCGAGAUAUGCGUGGGCGUAAAAACAGCAUCAAGAACAUCAUUACCAUGAUCCAAGGCGUCAAGGGCAUGGGCAUGGAAGCUUGCGUAACACUGGGCAUGAUCGAUCAGGACCAGGCCCACCAGCUGAAAGCCGCAGGACUGACUGCAUACAAUCACAACGUUGAUACUAGUCGAGAGUUCUAUCCAUCAGUCAUCUCCACCCGGACAUAUGAUGAGCGCCUGCAGACUCUGAGUUACGUCCGUAGCGCAGGUAUCAAUGUCUGUUCUGGUGGAAUUAUUGGCCUUGGCGAACAGUCCAAAGAUCGUAUUGGAUUGCUACACACUGUCUCAACCCUACCAUCCCACCCCGAGAGCUUUCCGGUGAACGCCCUCGUUCCUAUCAAAGGUACGCCUCUGGGCGACCAGGAAGCUGUACCUUUCACGGAGAUGCUUCGUACGAUCGCCACUGCACGUGUAAUUAUGCCAGCUACCAUUAUUCGUAUUGCAGCCGGUAGAAAGACCAUGUCCGAGGAGAAGCAGGCAAUGUGCUUUAUGUCUGGUGCCAAUGCAAUCUUCACCGGGGAGAAGAUGCUGACAACCGAAUGCAACGGUUACGACGAGGAUAAGGCCAUGUUUGAUCGCUGGGGACUUCAGCCCAUGAAGAGCUUUCAGAAGUUGCCUUCGCCUCGAUCUUGA